GGAAACUCUCUCUUUCUCGUAGCUCUUUGAUCUUUGAUCGAAAACAUUGAAGCGCAAAAGAAAACACAUAAGCAAAAUGAAAAACGAGGAAACGGCAAUCACGGCCUGCUUCAUCCUGUUUUUCGUUCCCCACUACUUCUUGUCUGUUUGCUUUGGCGAAAAUCUGAGUCCAAGGCAUCUGGCUUCAACGUUGUUUCCAGUGCAGGGUUCAUGGUACUCCGGCAAUCCAAUUCAGGGUUCGACAUGGUACACCGACAAUGCAGUUGAUUAUUAUGGUGUAAUCUUGUCCUCCCGUAACAUACAUUGUAGAUUCACCUGCACUGAAAGCUGCAACAACACUAACUUCUUCUCAGUCUUUCUUUUUGCUGUUGGAGAGUAUGGCAUGGUUUGGUCAGCAAACAGAGACCAUCCUUCGAAGGAGAAUGCCACAAUAGCAAUGACAAAAUAUGGAGAUCUAAUGCUACGAGAUUCAGACGGCACAAAGGUGUGGUCGACUGAUACAUCAGGUAAGUCUGUGAUGGGCAUGAAUAUCUUUUUUCUUUGGUACAUCGGAAAUUCUAUGGGGAUGAAUAUCACUGAAGUAGGAAACUUGGUCCUUUUUGACAACACGGGAGGAAUAGUUUGGCAGUCAUUCGAUGACCCUACCGAUACAUUAGUUGAGGGGCAGCGGCUACACGAGGGUUAA
Molecule: messenger RNA, 685 nt
Organism: Rhododendron vialii
Lineage: Eukaryota; Viridiplantae; Streptophyta; Magnoliopsida; Ericales; Ericaceae
Product: G-type lectin S-receptor-like serine/threonine-protein kinase SD2-5
Exons: 1
Coding region: 77-685 (202 amino acids)
Source: RefSeq, a predicted model, not a curated record